AUGGCCAUGGGAAGACGCUAUGCUGAAAAGGUUGUGAUUGUGACUGGGGGCGGACGUGGCAUCGGAGCCGGUAUCGUGCGUGCCUUCGCGGAAUCUGGGUCCCAGGUGAUCAUUUGUGACAAGGACGAGUGUGGGGGCCGGGCCAUGGAGAAGGAACUUCUGGGCACUGUCUUCAUCCACUGUGAUGUAACACAUGAGGAAGAUGUGGAGGCCCUGAUCUCAAAGACAGUGCGGCGGUUUGGCCGCUUGGAUUGUCUGGUCAACAAUGCUGGCUACCACCCGCCCCCGCAAUGGCCGGAAGAGACCUCCGCCCAAGGCUUCCGACAGCUUCUGGAGUUGAACCUGCUGGGGGUAUACACCUUGACCAAGCUUGCCCUCCCCCACCUUCGGAAGAGCCGGGGCAACAUCAUCAACAUCUCCAGCCUGGUUGGAGCCAUUGGUCAGCUUCAGGCAAUUCCCUAUGUGGCCACCAAGGGGGCAGUUACGGCCAUGACCAAGGCCUUGGCCCUGGAUGAGAGCCAAUAUGGCGUCCGAGUCAAUUGUAUCUCCCCAGGCAACAUCUGGACUCCACUAUGGGAGGAGCUGGCAGCUUCAACACCAGACCCCAAAGCCACAAUCCGAGAGGGCACGUUGGCCCAGCCCCUGGGCCGCAUGGGCCAACCAGCUGAGGUGGGCGCAGCUGCUGUGUUCUUGGCCUCUGAGGCCAACUUCUGUACCGGCAUUGAGCUGUUUGUGACUGGGGGUGCAGAGCUGGGCUAUGGGCGAAAGGCUAGCCCCGGGACCCCCGUGGAGAUGCCCAUCAACAAACCUUCUUGA
Molecule: messenger RNA, 816 nt
Organism: Chrysochloris asiatica (Cape golden mole)
Lineage: Eukaryota; Metazoa; Chordata; Mammalia; Afrosoricida; Chrysochloridae
Gene: HSD17B14
Product: hydroxysteroid (17-beta) dehydrogenase 14
Exons: 9
Coding region: 1-816 (271 amino acids)
Biological process (GO): steroid catabolic process
Cellular component (GO): cytosol
Molecular function (GO): estradiol 17-beta-dehydrogenase [NAD(P)+] activity
Source: RefSeq, a predicted model, not a curated record